AUGUGUGGGGAGAAAAGCGAGAAACGUGGGUUGAGCAUCAACGAAAACCAAGACGUAGUGGCGGAGAUCCUGAAGAGGCUGGACGACCGGUCCCUGGUGGCGGCGGCGGCCGUCUGCCGCCUGUGGCGGGGCCUUGCCCGGAGCGAAGCCCUCUGGGAGUACCUCUGCUUCCGCCAGCUGGCGCCGCCUCCCGACGGGGUGCGGGCGCUGGUGGCCGCGCUCGGGGGAUACCGCCGCCUCUACACGGCUUGCGUGAGGCCACUGCUCAUGAGCAGGCGGCGGCGGCGGCGGCGGGAGAGAACCGCCGCGUGGACCCCACACGAGGCUGAGCUCUCGCUGUCCCUCUUCUGCGUAGACUAUUACCAGAGGCUGCUGCUCGCCGCUUAG
Messenger RNA from Striga asiatica, 387 nucleotides. Lineage: Eukaryota; Viridiplantae; Streptophyta; Magnoliopsida; Lamiales; Orobanchaceae. The record is from the annotation of a GenBank genome assembly.